AUGAAAUUACGUCGACAAUUAUUACAUAAUUCAAAUAAUUAUGAUAUACAAGAUGAAGAUAGUUUACAUUCUGUACCUAUUAAAGAAAUGUCGAAUUAUGAUGAAUAUCCUCGUACACAUGGACAAGCACCACCACUAAGAGAAAUUGAUGCUCAACCUGUUAGACAACAUGUUUUUGGAAAUCCAUUUAAAGUUAACAAACCUAUCGAUGAAAUCGAUGAGUUAGUUGGAGCAGCUGCUGUUCCUCAACAACAACAAUUACCUUCAAGGAAACGAGCACAAUCUGAACAAAGUCUUACACUAGCUAGUGGUUCAUUAAAAAAGAAACGAACACCUUUAGUUCUUAAAAAUUAUGUGUAUCGUAGACAUCUAUCCAUAAGCGGUAGUAGUGGUCCAUCUAGUCCUGCAACUUCUAUAUCAAGUACUGAUGAUGAAUCUGAUAAUGAAUUAAUUAUAACCAGUAAUUCAUUAAAUCGUUUUUCGUUUGAUAUGCGUUCUGUAUUGGAUGAUGAUCAUCGUCGUCUAUUAAAAAAAUAUCGUGAAACAAAAAAGAAAAUUAAAUUAUUAUUUCGUCAACAAGCUGAUCAACAAAUUUUAACCCUGUUGGAUACAUUGAUUUGCUCAAAUGAAUAUAAAUUAACUUUAAUAAAUGAAUUAAUAUAUGAAUGUCAAAGAUUAUAUCCAUCAUUUGAGUCUCGUCUUAAUCAAUAUAAAAUGAAUAUUGUUAAUGAUCUAUCAUCGAAAGAAGAUGAGCUACCAUCAUCAUCUUCACUGAUCUCUAACGAUUAUAUGUGA
Molecule: messenger RNA, 795 nt
Organism: Adineta steineri
Lineage: Eukaryota; Metazoa; Rotifera; Eurotatoria; Adinetida; Adinetidae
Source: the annotation of a GenBank genome assembly